This is a messenger RNA of Musa acuminata AAA Group (dessert banana), 1467 nucleotides long. RefSeq lists its product as uncharacterized. Lineage: Eukaryota; Viridiplantae; Streptophyta; Magnoliopsida; Zingiberales; Musaceae. The record is from RefSeq and is a predicted model, not a curated record. The transcript has 7 exons. Bases 177 to 1232 code for a protein of 351 amino acids. Gene Ontology annotation, biological process: transmembrane transport.
GCAGGCUAUCAGCGAGGGUUUCGUUUCUAGGGUUUCGGUUCGAUUCGGGCGAGGCUGCAGAUGAACGCCGGAGCUGCUCCGGCACCAAUCUAGGUUCUGCGUGAAGCGAUUAGGGGUGAGCGGAGGAGGAGGAGGAGGAGGAGGAGGAGGAGGAGGAGGAGAAGCAGCGGCCGGAGAUGCAGACGGAGGCGCGGGUGGGAGCUCUUUCCUCUGGCCACGGCAGUGGCGGAGGCGCUGUAGACGGCGGGGCAAGGAGGUACUCCGCGCACGACCAGCAGCAGAAUCACCACCAGCAGCAGCGUCAGCAGUUGCAACAUCAGCCGCAGAUCGGGACGGUUGCGCACCUUAUUGCCGGAGGAGUCGCCGGGGCGGUCAGCAAGACGUGCACGGCUCCUCUUGCUCGCCUUACCAUCCUCUUCCAGGUGCAAGGAAUGCACUCUGAUGUUGCAACUCUAAGGAAAGCUAGCAUAUGGCAUGAAGCUUCUCGUAUUGUUCAUGAAGAAGGUUUUAGAGCAUUUUGGAAAGGAAAUUUGGUGACAAUUGCUCAUCGCUUACCUUAUUCUUCUAUAAGUUUUUAUGCUUAUGAGCGAUACAAGAAUCUACUGCAAUUGAUUCCUGGGCUAGAUAGGCAUAGAGAUAGUGUGAGUGCAGAUGUCUGCGUGCGGUUGUUUGGUGGAGGUCUGGCUGGGAUUACAGCUGCAUCUGUCACAUAUCCCCUGGAUCUUGUUAGAACACGUCUUGCAGCUCAGACGAAUACUAUGUAUUACAGGGGCAUUUCACAUGCUGUGUAUGCUAUCUGCAGAGAUGAGGGUAUGAGAGGAUUAUACAAGGGACUUGGACCAACAUUGAUGGGUGUUGGACCCAGCAUAGCAAUCAGCUUUUCUGUGUAUGAAACUUUGAGAUCUCGUUGGCAAGUUGAGAGGCCAUAUGAUUCUCCUGUAUUGGUUAGUUUGGCUUGUGGAAGUCUUUCUGGUAUUUCAUCAUCAACAGUGACAUUCCCGUUGGAUCUGGUGAGGCGAAGAAUGCAGUUGGAAGGGGCAGCUGGAAGGGCUUGUGUCUAUAAGUCAGGCGUCUUUGGGACGUUUAAGCAUAUAAUUAGGACCGAAGGAUUUCGAGGCUUAUACCGAGGUAUCUUGCCUGAAUACCUCAAAGUUGUCCCCAGUGUGGGCAUUGUUUUCAUGACCUACGAGACUCUAAAAUCAAUCUUUUCAAGCAUAUCAGCAGAUGAUUAAUGCUCACAACUCCAUUAUUAGCAUUCCUCGGUCUUUGACAUCUGCCAUGGGCACAUUUUUUGACUUUGUUUGAUGAUACAGGGUAGAAAAGUAUGCAUCUUUCAGGACUCCCCCAUGGUGGCGAGUUUUGCUGUUGCUGCCAUGAAAAUUCUUUAAUUUUUGUAUAGAUGAAAAGGCUUUUUGUGGAUGCAACUGGUUACUCGUUUAGACUAAUUCAUCAGCCAUCAUUUUGAUA